This is a messenger RNA of Cercopithifilaria johnstoni, 2685 nucleotides long. The record is from the annotation of a GenBank genome assembly. NCBI's taxonomy places the organism in Eukaryota, Metazoa, Nematoda, Chromadorea, Rhabditida, Onchocercidae.
AUGGAUGGCAAUAUUAUGCUAACUGAUAAUACUGAAUUGUCGAAAAAAGAAGAGAAUACAGUAGUUGAUUUACAAAAGCAUGCAUUAAAAGAAUCAACUGAACGAUGGCGUGACCGUAUUAAAAAAGAUCCAGAUUUGCAAUAUCUCGACGGUGUGAAACGUUUGCAGAAAGAUUUUCCAACUAAGCAAAUAUCACCAAAAAUUAGAACAGUGGAUAUUGGCAAGGGCUUGGACCAUUUUUAUUCUUGCGCUUCCAUUAUUUCAUCACGAUCCAAAAUAUCGCAAAUUGACUUGAAUGAAUUUGAAGAUAUCAUCACUACCACUCCAAGAUUGAAUGUACCAAUUCGACCUGCAGCACGUGGUCGUAAUCGACGCAAUGCUUCACGUCGACCAAUGGAACCUUUGAUAUAUCAACGAGUUGUUGGUAUAUUAUCAAAUCCUACCGAUUAUAGGAGGAAAAUUGAACAGGAAGAUGAUGGGAUGGCAAUCUCUAGUAGUGCCAAAAAGGGUUUGCAGAGCAAAGUGGAUUAUUCGGCUGUAAAGCUGAAAAAAAGAGAAUUGAAAUCACCAUAUCCGGAACUAAUGCUUAUACGAGUGAAAGGCGAUAAGAAUAUCGAUGUCCGAUUGGUAGCACCUAAAUAUACCUCAAUUCAUGCUUAUGCUGUCUUCAUUCUAAUUACUCCAAAUGAACUAUUCUUAUAUCAGGGAAAAUAUUCGAGUGUACUGGAAAGGAGUAAAGCAGCGGUAAUAAUUACAAGUAUUUGCGAAAAAAACGGUGAAUUGGGAUGCAAUGCGAAGCAAUUUGAAAAUGUUAACGAAAGAGCAGGUGUUGAUGCAUUCUGGCGUUUGCUUGGAUUGAAUAAAAAAGAAUAUGAGGCUGUCAUAAAUGAGGAAUAUGUCCCAGAUAAUCUUCUAACCCUGAAUGAACCAUUUGAGAAUAUUGCCGCUCAAAUGAAUACAAUUUAUGAAAUUGAUGAGCAUUAUAAUAUACAACGAAUCUCAUCAGGUCAACUCCCAAAGUUCUCUUUGUUGCAUCCCAAAAAGAAUUUGAUUUUCGAUUUUGGUUCUGAAAUUUAUAUUUGGGUUGGUCGAAAUGCUAAUCGUGUUGGAACACAACAUGUAGUCACGUAUGCUGAAACAUUGCGCACCAAACCUUUGAACAUAGUUUUUGGAUUGGAUCGGAUGAUCCUGGGUGAUAAUUUCGAUAUAAUUCGACCGGCAUGGUGUCUGCUUAUCAAACUGACUCAAGGACUAAGUGAUUCACUCUUCCAGCACAAAUUUCAUGACUGGCAAUUUCAUGAUAUUACUCUUAAUACAUACAACUCAUCUGUAUAUUGCACACCCUCCGUAUCUCCAGCUUCAGUAUUACGUGAGGAAGAAGAGGCAUACAAUUUAGGAAGAAAUCUUGCAUCCCGAUCAGUGGAAGAACCAGUUUUAAUUCUUGAAGGACGUAAACUGUACAGAAAUUCUAAAAAUGUUUUUACCGAGAACAUUCGAUACUUCAUUUUGGAGGGUGAAAAGACACUAAAUGAAAUGGAUGAACUAUGGAUUUUAAAAGAUAAUCGCUGCUAUAUUAUUAAAUGGGAAUAUCGAAUAGAGCGAAUUGGAAUACGAAAAUUGGAUGGUACUGAACGUGAGAAAGAAACUGGUCGCCAACGUGUUGCAUAUUUUUAUUGGUUGGGUAAAAAGACCACUAAAACAGAGCAGGGACUUUGCGCUUUGGCACUAAGAGAUUAUGAUGAAGCACAUUUCCCUCAUGAAAGAAUUGCUCAGGGACAAGAAUCGCCAUUGUUCUUGCAAUUGUUUCAAGGAUCACUGAUUAUCUGUGGUUGUGGAUCGGGUGUUUUCCUCGUUUAUGGAUCAUCAAUUGCUAGUGAAGCUCGAAUGGAAGAGCAAACUUUACCUGUCAUUUAUCGUGCUCAUGCCGUAUAUAUUGUACUAAAUGAUAGGAAAAUAACAAUACUGGAAGGAAUUGAAAGUAAUGAAAGUUCAAAGAUGGCAGCUAUGAAUUUCGCCAAAAAAAUUAAAACACAUUACAGUGUCUUUGAACAAUUUAUUUCCGAACCAAUCAUUGAUCAUUGUUAUUUGACUAGAACAGAAGAUUAUCCUAUAAUCGAAGCCGAUCAUUGGAUUAAGCCGCCACGGUUAUUUCGAUUGUUUGAUAAAGAUUGUGAAGAAUUGUUGUCUACGAAUUGUGAUCCUUCUCUUCCAUUCUCAUUUCAACAGAGCAGUUUUAGGGAUACAAUUAUGGUAGAUCAGGAUAGUAGAUUGUGGCUUUGGAGCGAUAAAACGGUCAGUACGUUUGCAUUACAUGUAGCAAACGCUUACUGGUCUAAUCGAAGCGGUCCAAAAACGGUCAUUUGCAAGACACAAGAACCGGACUCAUUUAAAGCACUUUUUGCCACAUGGGACGAUUUCGUUGAUGAAAUUGAUGAAAAUGAACUCCAAAAUUCAUUGCGAGGCCGACCAAUAGAGUUGGAUGAGUUAUUACAAUUACGAACAAAAACCUGGCCACUCGAAAAAGUGAGAAGUCGAGAUUUGCCACCUGGUGUUGAUCUCAAUCGAUUAGAGCAAUAUCUAAAUGAUGAUGAUUUCCAAUCAAUCUUUCGAAUGGACCGAACAGCUUUUUAUGCACUUCCACACUGGAAACAAAUUGUGCUUCGUAAAAAGCAUAAGCUGUUUUAA